Molecule: messenger RNA, 1290 nt
Organism: Histoplasma mississippiense
Lineage: Eukaryota; Fungi; Ascomycota; Eurotiomycetes; Onygenales; Ajellomycetaceae
Exons: 4
Coding region: 1-1290 (429 amino acids)
Cellular component (GO): mitochondrion
Source: RefSeq, a predicted model, not a curated record
AUGCGGCUCUCCAUAAGUCAGGCUUUCUCUCCCACUCAAUGUGUUUUUGCGCUUCGCCGCAAGUCUCGCUCCUUGAUCAGAUCCUCUGUGCUCUCAUCAGCGCUUCAUCAGACACGAACAUUGACCAUGUCAUUGUCUUGCCUUGGAGAUGUCCGCUGGGAUGACGAUAGCUUUUAUCACUACACUGGUGGCCGUUGGCUGUUUAACGAGGCGGAGCAGCUCGCUGACCGAUGCGUGAAAUUCAACAUGGCCGAGCUAGUCAGAGUUGCGACUAAAAGUCUAGGUUGUAGCCCAUCUUCAUGUGUUAGUGUGGAAAAGCUUCCGGAAGGGAAUUAUAACAAAGCUUUCCUCAUCAAGAUGUGUGACGGGCGGCAAGUCGUCGCCAAGGUACCUAACCCCAAUGCCGGCCUGCCUUUCUACACCACCGCCAGUGAGGUUGCGACGAUGGACUUUCUGAACUUCCUACGGGUAAGGAAUAUCGCCGGAAUCCCGUCACCAAAGGUGUACGCGUGGAACGCUCGUGCCACAGGCAAUCCUGUUGGAGCUGAGUAUAUUGUCAUGGACAAAGCUGAUGGAGUCCUGCUAAGCUCCAAGUGGCCUACUCUGAGCAUGAAAGAAAAACACCAGUUGACGCAGGUUAUUAUUGAUUUUGAGCGGAGCCUUCUUUCACACCACUUUGAGAAUAUUGGAAGUCUUUACUAUGAAACAGAUCUCGCUGGUCUGCAAGAUAAGUUCUCUACCACUGGUUACUCUGGUUUUGCCAUCGGCCCCACUACAAACCGACAAUUUUUGGAAGACGGACGAAGAAAUUUCGAUUCAGACAAAGGGCCUUGGAGCACCGCUAGCGAAUAUGUACUCGCCUCAGCGAGGCGCGAAAGAGAGUGCAUCCAGCGAUCCGCAAAGUUCCCGAGACCGGAAGGCAUAUUCGGUGGGCCGAGGUCUUACGAGCCCACGGCUGACGCAAAGCUUGCAGUCCUGGACAAUUUUGAGAAGGUGGCUCCUUAUCUACUUCCCAAAGAUACCUCAGUCAACAUUCCUGUUCUAUGGCACAGCGAUCUCCAUCAUGACAAUAUCUUUGUCGACUCAGCGGACCCAUCGAAGGUACUUUCUAUCAUAGACUGGCAGUCAGUAUAUAUAGCACCACUUUUCCAGCAAGCCACAACCCCGGCAUUCUUAGACUUUGACGGCCCAAAGCAAACGGAGGGUCUCUCAGUGCCAUCUUUACCGAAUAACUUUGGGGAGCUAAGUCUUGUUGAAAAAGAGCGAGCCAAGACCUUGCUAGCACACUAG